This is a messenger RNA of Gasterosteus aculeatus aculeatus (three-spined stickleback), 3474 nucleotides long. The record is from RefSeq and is a predicted model, not a curated record. Lineage: Eukaryota; Metazoa; Chordata; Actinopteri; Perciformes; Gasterosteidae.
CGGGCAACUGGUUCUAGUCGAGUGGUUUAAGUUCAAUACGGUUUAAUUUAAUUUAAUUUAAAUCUUGAGUAAACUGACUUUGCGUCUCGCUUCCGCCGCAGAGCGGCGAUGGAGACGAGGACACGCGAAGCCCCCCCCGCGUCUCCUGACGUCCAAGGUCUCCUCUCCUCUUUUAUUACGUGAGAUAAUACAACGUUAGUUUCCUUCGGACCCCGCCUCUCAGCUGAAACCGACCAAUCAGUGAUGGUUAUGGAGGAUGAUGGACGACCCCUCAGCCAAUCAGAGCCGGACACCCUGCCAGCCGUGGGCGGGCCAGAACGGCUGGUCCCCAGCGUCCCCUCCAGGUCCCCCCUGCGACCCUCUGCCCGGCCUUCAGCGUCUCAGCCUGAGCUCGCCCUCUGACCUGAGACCCGACCGCGACCGGCUGCAGGGCUCCACCCACGGCUGCCGGGGCGACCGCUCCGCCUCUCCACCCGGAGGCCGCGCUCAUCUCGGCGCCCUGGACCCUCGCAACGCCGAGCACAGUGUCCGUGCCCCGUCAAUGGCUCCGGCCGCGGGCCGGGGAAGACGUAUCCCCCCGUGUUCCCUCCCUCUCGUGGAGGAAGGCUCGCAUCCCCGCAGGGUGCCACAGAUGCCAUUUUACUCCCCUCACAGUCCCUAUCGAGGGAUGUCUCCCCCUUUCCAGCCCCCGUACUCACCCGAUGGGCCGAUGCCCUCGCAUCAAAACCACCUGCCCGCUGGCUCGCCGUCACCGGGCGCGAACAGUCCUCUGUGCACACCUCGGCCCGUCUUUGAGAGGGCGAAUGCGGAGUCCGCGGCCGCCUCCCAGCAGCCUCACUGGACGCUCGCUGCACCCUCAAGGGGAACCAUCAACCAGUUUGUUCCCGAUGCAGCUGCACCGCACCGGAACGUCACGCCUCAGUCCCCCACCGCUGAGUCUCGUUACGGCCUGGACCCGGAGCUGCUGCCCAGCGUCGUGAAGGUGAUUGCAGAGGACGCGGCGGAGUGGGAGGGCAAGGUCUUCGCCUCGGAGCCCUUUUCCCGUCUUCCCCCGCUGGCGACCACGUCCUGCAUCAUGGAGGACCGGGGUAACGCCAGCCCCCUCGCCAUCCGCUCCGCCUCCUACUGCGUUCCCUGCGAAGGCCAGACGGCGCUCCUGAGCCGCCUGCCGCUGGCAGCUCUGCUGACUCCUCUGGCCCGACUGAGCGAGCCGCUGGCGCUGAGCAGCGAGGCGGCGUGCGUGACGGGCUGCGGCUCCUGCGGCGCCUCCAUGUGCCCGGCGAUGGGCUGGCAGGACUGCGGUCAGAGGUUCUUCUGCCCCUUCUGCGGUAAACUCAGCGAAGUGCCGUGGCACCAGUACCAGCCCACCAGGGGGCCGGAGGGCGUCCGGGUGGACCGAGACCAACGGCCCGAGCUCAGCAUGGGGUCCUACGAGACGCUCGGCCCUCAGACGGGGGAACCUGCUGCCCUGAUUCUGGCCGUGGAUGUUUCCGCCUCAGCGGUGAGAGGAGGACAUUUGGAGUUUGCCACUCAACAAAUAUUCACUCUGCUCACCUCUCUGAACAGCGGGGACGGCGUCCGCGUCGGCCUGAUGACGUACGACAGCAGGAUCCACCUGUACGACCUGAGCCCGGCUCUGACCCGCCCGCACAUGCUGGUCAUCGCCGAGGCCGAAGAGCUGCAGCUGCCCGUGAGGGAGGGGCUGCUGGUGCCCCUGGAGGACUGCAUCCACGGCAUCCACAGCGUGUUGCAGCUGAUUCCCCAGUUCAGUCCGGAGGGUGGAGGCUCGGGUGGAGUCCCCGUGGAGCUGCCGGUCAGAGCCGGCCUCGCCGUGCUGCAGGCCCUGAGUUGUCCCGGCAAGCUGCUGGUCUUCCACGCGGCCCCUCUGGUAGAGACGGGGGACACUAACCCGUCCUCGGGCUUCUUUGGCUCCAACAAAGCGAAGUCUAUCUUUCAGCCGUCGGCGCCGGCCGUCUCAUUGGCCGAGCAGUGCGUCGAGCAGGGCUGCGGCGUUCACCUGUUCGUCCUCUCCCAGCAAGACGUGGGCGGGGCUUGGCCGGGUCACAUUCCGUACCUGACGGGUGGAGCUCUGCACGCCUACGACCACCUCCAGGGAGAACUGGACCGAGAGCGUUUCAGCGCGGAUCUGAAGCGCGCCGUAGAGACGGACACCGGCUACAAGGCCGAGCUCAGGGUUUUUGUCAGCAAAGAUGUGCGCGUGUCCGGCUGUUACGGGCUCUUCCUCCCCGGGGACAGCCCCGGCCGGGUCGCCAUGGCGACCCUCGAUCGGAGGACAACGCUGGCCGUGGAGCUCGCGCACAACCGAGCGCUGGACGAGACGAGAGGUGUGGCCGUGCAGGCUGUUUUGUCCUACAGCACCCAGGCGGGAUGCAGGAGGACGCGGGUCCACACGCUGACGCUGCGAUGCUCUCGACACCUGCAGGACACUUUCCGGCAGUACCAGGCCCAGACGUUACUCACCUUCUACUGCAAAAAGAUUUACUGCUCGGUGUUGGAGCGCCCUCUACAGGAGCUGAGGGAGGAGCUGCAGACGGAGGUGACGGAGGCCCUGGCCUCCUACCGCAAACACUGCUGCUCCGCCUCCGUGUCCGCCGGACAGCUGGUCCUCCCUCAGUACCUGCGUGCACUUCCUGUUUACAUCAACAGCCUGAGGAAGAGCGAGGUGCUGCUGCCGGGCCUGCGGAGCUCCGUCCACCAGCGGCUGCAGCAGCGCUGCCAGGUGCUCGCCAUGGACGCCGCCGCCACCUCCGCCCACUUCUACCCGCUGCUGCUGCCUCUGCCGCUCUCGGUGGACGGCGCCGCCUUCUCUCCGCACGCGGGGGAGGCGCUGCGCUGCUGCGCCGCCAGCAUGGAGCCCGGACGUCUGUAUUUGGUGCACGCGCCCCUCACCCUGCUGCUGUGGGUGGGCUCCCGAGUCCCAGCAUGCACCCUGAUGGCGCUCUUCAACGCCGGCUGCUUCUCCUCGCUGCCGUCCGGAGAGACCAAGCUGCCGGUUCUUGAGAACCGCCUGUCGGCCCGCGUCCGAUCCCUCGUCCACGCACUGAACUCCGAGGCGCCCUGCGCCCGCAAGCUGUGGGUGGUGAAGCAGGGCGACGCCUGCGAGGAGGUCCUGCAGCGCCACCUGGUGGAGGACAAGAGCCCCAACGGGGGGGCGUCCUACGCCGACUUCCUCUACCAUCUCCACGUCAACUCCGUCCGGCUCCUGCAGUGACUCCCCGGUGGGGGUCGCAAGCAAAAAGGACUCAACCGCGUUAUUAAAAUAUGGAAGGCCUGUUUUUAAGAGUGCAGCGAUGCGCUGGAAGUGUUGAAUGUGAUCUGUGCUGUUCUGAAAAAUGUGGUUAUGAUGUUAAUUUAUUCUUGUGUGUGUGUGUGUGUGUGUGUGUGAUGCCCACAGUGGGUUCUGUAUGUGAAUAACUCAUAAUUAAAUCCAUGAAGGCUUUAAUUGAACCUUGA